Cygnus atratus (black swan) is the source of this 3919-nucleotide messenger RNA. RefSeq names its product netrin G2 (gene NTNG2). The record is from RefSeq and is a predicted model, not a curated record. The transcript has 12 exons. Lineage: Eukaryota; Metazoa; Chordata; Aves; Anseriformes; Anatidae. The coding region runs from base 1104 to 3032 and encodes 642 amino acids.
GAAGUUACGCAGCCCGGAGCAGGCACGGGGAUAAAAGCUCCGCUGGGGAUUCAAACGGGACCGCAGCCUCGGCGCUAACUUGAGAAGGGAGCCGGGCAUCGAGCACGGCUCCGGCUGCCCUCCGCGGGGGGGGGUUCCCCCCGGCCCCGAAGUUGGCGGCUCCGCCGGGAGCCCCCCCGCCGCAGAGCUCCCCCCCGGUGCAGCCUGCUAAUGAACUCCCCUUUUGCCCUGAUCAUGCAACAGGAACGAGACCUCAGGUAGCAGCAUGACUUGGAGCUGAAGGCUUGGGAACUCAAUGCUCCGUUGCCUAAAGGCACAGUCAGACAAACCUCCGUACGCCAGCGCCUCACCACUGCUGCAAGGAGCAGAGGGAGAAGCAGCGAGGACAGCACUGCUCCCACCGAUGCGCUGAGCGCCCAGCAGCCUGCUCAGACCCCUGCAGAUGUCGCCCCCCGACACGGUAACGCCGAUGCCGUCACCUUCUGGGAGAAGGGGAGGUUAGCCCCAUACAGUCUCUCCUGCCAGAGCCGUAUUGACGACCAGAUGCUGUAGUUAUCUCACAUAGUAAUGUUCAAAAGCCCCAGUAAUUAUUUCAAGCAGACCCCGGGUUAAGGCACUUUACCCAGUGACGCAUCUGCAGCAGACAAGAAGGUUGAGGAAAACCUGAUCCAGCACCAUCUCGCAGCCUCUCCAAUUUACUGCUAUCAAAUUUCAUCAGCGACUCAGAACUUGAUCUUUCUAUUGAUUGACUGGAGUCACCUCUAGAUAUUUUCAUGCUGAUUUGGAAGCCCUUUCAUACAAUAAAAGCAGAAAAAAUGAGGUUAAGGAAGACUUUUGACCACUGAACAGCAAUUCCAGCCAAAACUUUCCGAAUCGAGUAAUUUGCAAAGUUGGCUUCUGCGCCGAGAGAAACUCUCUGUGCCUGAACACGGCAUACAAAGCGGGAUCGUUCCUGUCCUCACCUUGAUCUCCUUGGACUGGAUCAUCUUUAGAUGAGGAGUUUCCAUGCUGAUCCUGAGAGCAACCCCUAGCCCAGUAGCUGCCUUCCUCAGGACUCUUGGCACUGCCCCUGCCCUGGGAUCCCGCACUCGGCCGCAGCUGCCAUGCUGUACCUGCUCGCUCUCCUUCUGCACCGUCUCCCCUUGGCCAUGGGACAGUAUGACAUUUGCAAGUCCUGGGUGACCACAGACGAUGGCCCGUCAUGGGAGUUUUACGCUUGUCAGCCCAAGGCCAUGCGGAUGAAGGAUUAUGUGACAGUGAGAGUGGAUCCGGCAGGCAUCACCUGUGGGGACCCUCCGGAGCGGUUCUGCACCCAUGAGAACCCGUACCUGUGCAGCGACGAGUGCGAUGCCUCCAACCCUGACCUGGCCCACCCGCCCAAGCUCAUGUUCGACAGCGAGGACGAAGGGCUGGCCACGUACUGGCAGAGCGUGACGUGGCGCCGGUACCCGGAGCCACUGCUGGCCAACAUCACGCUGUCCUGGAACAAGAGCAUCGAGCUGACGGACGACAUCGUGAUAACCUUUGAGUACGGCCGGCCCACCAUCAUGAUGCUGGAGAAGUCGCUGGACAACGGGAGGACUUGGCACCCGUACCAGUAUUACGCAGAUGACUGCAUGGAGGCCUUCAGCAUGCCAGCACGGAGGGUCCGGGACCUCUCCACCACCAGUGCCAACAGGGUCCUCUGCACGGAGGAGUAUUCCCGCUGGGUGGGAUCCAAAAAGGAGAAGACUGUCCGGUUCGAGGUGAGGGACCGCUUUGCCAUCUUUGCUGGCCCCGACCUCAAGAACAUGGACAACUUGUACACCCGGCUGGAGAGCGCCAAAGGGCUCAAGGACUUCUUCACCGUGACUGACCUGAGGAUGAGGCUGCUGAGGCCAGCCCUGGGGGGCACCUACGUGCAGAGGGAGAACCUGUACAAGUACUUCUACGCUGUCUCCAACAUUGAAGUCACCGGCAGGUGCAAAUGCAACCUCCACGCUAACCUGUGCACCUUCAAAGAGGGCAGCCUUCAGUGCGAGUGUGAGCACAACACCACGGGGCAGGACUGCGGCAAGUGCAAGAAGAACUUUCGCUCCAGGUCUUGGCGAGCAGGAUCCUACCUGCCUCUCCCCAACGGGUCCCCCAACGCAUGUGCAGCUGCAGGCUCAGCCUUUGGCACGUUUGAGCGACCGCAGCGGGUUAUCACUGCAAAAACGACCACCGCAAAAACCACCACCACAACACCCACCAGCACCACUACCACCAGCACCACCAGCACUCCCCUACCUGCCACCACCACCACCCAACCAGAAGCGAGCAUCAUCAGACCAGCCUCUGAGCUCGCUGCCUCUGUGCCCGUCAAAGAGAGACAGAAAAAAACAGUGGCCCCGAAGAGCAAAGCAGGGCGCACAGCGCACACUGCAGGCAAGAAGCACAAGAAGAAGCCAGCACCCUCAAACAUCUCCAAACUCAUCCGGCUCAAACCAGACUCUGGCCCAGUGGCUCCUAUCGAAACAUAUAAAGACUGCGAGUGCUACGGCCACUCCAACCGCUGCAGCUACAUCGACUUCCUCAACGUGGUGACCUGCGUGAGCUGUAAGCACAACACGCGGGGCCAGCACUGCCAGCACUGCCGCCUGGGCUUCUACCGCAACAGCUCGGCGGAGCUGGACGACGAGAAUGUAUGCAUAGAAUGUAACUGCAACCAGAUCGGCUCCCUGCACGACCGCUGCAACGAGACCGGCUACUGUGAAUGCAAAGAAGGUGCCACGGGGCCCAAGUGCGACGACUGCCUGCCCAACUACUACUGGAGGCAGGGCUGCUUCCCCAAUGUCUGUGAUGAGGAACUCCUGCUCUGCCAGAACGGCGGCACCUGCUACCAGAACCAGCGCUGCGUCUGCCCUGUAGGCUUCAAGGGGGUCCUGUGCCAGCAAUCGCGGUGCGAAGUUGACAAAAAGGACUGCGACGGUGCCCCCAGCGCGCGCGCCAGCCUUGGCACCGUCCUCCUCGGCGUGCUCGUCCUCCAGCUGUGCGGCUUCGUGGACCUCUGAGGCCUGGGAGGAGGGAGCCCAGCCGAGGCACAUCACCCGAGGGACCCGGGGAGCCUGAGGUAAUGGGUGGCUCUCCCCACCGGCUCCUCCGCCUUCCUUCACGCUAGGACUUGCACAACGUCUUUCGGUCCACUUUCCAAGCAGAGAGGUACGCAGAAAACCAGGGGCCGACUCCUACCCGCGAAACCAUCCCGGCCGUGGCCGGGGCAGCCGCAGCACCGUGCCGACUGCCGAGCAGCGGUGAAGGGACUGCACCAGUGCACACCAGUGCACACCAGUGCCACGGCCCCGCAGGGACCCGUGGCUCAUCCUUCCUCCCGCGCAGCGAUGCUCCUUCCCUGCUCUGCACAGGGCAACCAGGGGCCACCAGGGCCCUGGUGAAACAGUGCCGCGACCCAAGGGAUUUUUUUUUACGAUUAAUUUAUUUACUUUGGUAUAGGCUGGGGUGUUUUUUCUGUUCCUUUUUUUUAAAAACCCUCUUUUAGUGUCCUAUUUUGAAAGAGCCUGUCAUGGUACCACCAGAGCCUCACCACACAAGAGGGAGGGAGGGCAGAGGGGGCUCUGGUCCAUCCUUGCUGCAUAGUCUCACAUCCCACUGGCGGCCAGGCCAUCCACAUGCUGUUCCCUACAGCUCCAGUUGCUGCAUUGAUUUUGUAUUUCAUUGACGGGUUUUGUUUUCUUGCACUUAAGGAGAACAUAGGGGGCCAUUAGGCAUAUGGUAUGUGAGGAAUGCAGUGUCUUAUCCACACAUCUCCGUAUAGUGUACGGUUUAAAUACUUUUUUUUUUUUGGUAGAGACUUAUUUUUCUUUGGAUUAAAUGUUAUAAAAAAAAAACACAACUUAAAGGGACGUUUUGCCAUGAGCAUUUGAUUAUGGUGUAUUCUCCU